GCGGCGGCGGAGGCGAUGGAUGGGUCAGCGAGCGAGCUCAGGCUUCUGGGGACACACUCCGAAGCCCAGGAGAGAAACGGGAAUCUCUAGUUUCUUCCUACCCUUGUGAUGCAUGGUGUAGCCCGUCCUCACCUAUCCUAAGUGAAAAAGGCGGAGAUGGAGUUCUUUCUCACUGGUCACUGCCCUGAAUUGGAGCCUGUCUUCGAAGGGUUGACUACUAUAACCAAAGUUUUUUCCAGGUGUGAAAGGCAUAUAACUAUUUUAUCAGACUCUCUAGAAGAAUUACCUGAAACAGACGAGCCUGUUUGGAUCUUGGGGAAGCAGUAUGACGUUCAAGCAGAAAAAUCCAAGCUGUUGUCUGAUAUCAGUGCACGUCUCUGGUUUACGUACCGAAGGAAGUUUUCACCAAUAGGAGGAACGGGCCCAUCGUCAGAUACUGGCUGGGGGUGCAUGCUGCGUUGUGGACAGAUGAUGCUGGCCCAGGCCCUCAUCUGCAAGCACCUGGGAAGGGAUUGGUGUUGGGAGAAGCACCAAGAACAGCCCGAAGAAUACCAUCGAAUCUUAAAGUGCUUCUUAGACAGAAAAGACUGCUGUUAUUCUAUCCAUCAAAUGGCACAAAUGGGCGUAGGAGAAGGGAAAUCAAUUGGUGAAUGGUUUGGACCAAAUACAGUUGCACAGGUGUUAAAAAAACUUGCUUUAUUUGACGAAUGGAAUUCCUUGGCUGUUUAUGUUUCGAUGGAUAACACAGUGGUCAUCGAAGAUAUCAAAAAAAUGUGCCACAUGUGCCCUCCCAACCUGACCCAUGACAGUUCCUCCAGUUCCUGGAAUGGCCUUGGCUGGAACACAAAUUUUCCCAGGCACACCUCUGGCUGGAGGCCCCUUCUGCUUAUUGUGCCCCUUCGCUUGGGCAUCAACCAAAUUAAUCCUGUCUAUGUUGAUGCAUUUAAAGAGUGUUUUAAGAUGCCACAGUCUUUAGGUGCAUUAGGAGGAAAGCCAAAUAGCGCCUAUUAUUUCAUAGGAUUUUUAGGAGAUGAGCUCAUCUACCUGGAUCCCCACACCACUCAGACUUUUGUUGACUCUGAGGAGAAUGGAACAGUGGAUGACCAGAGUUUCCAUUGCCAGCAAUCCCCCCAUCGAAUGAAGAUCCUGAACUUGGAUCCUUCAGUGGCAUUGGGAUUCUUUUGCAAAGAAGAAGAAGAUUUUGAUAACUGGUGUGGGCUCGUUCAAAAGGAGAUAUUAAAGCCACAGAGUUUACAGAUGUUUGAGCUGGUUCAGAAGCAUCCAGCCCACUGGCCUCCUUUCAUACCUCCAACCAAACCGGAAGUGACAACUACAGGUGCAGAACUCAUUGAAUCCACCAAUAACCUGUUUGAACUGGAAGAAGACUUUGAGAUUUUGAGUAUGUGAAGUAGUGCCAUCCAGCCUGUGUCCACCACCUGGCACCACAUUGCAGAGAACUUUUCUAGCCAGAGUGCCUGAUCACCAACAGCACAGAACACAAUAUCAAUCCAAACUGAACCAGUUACCAUUUUCCCAUGAGCUCUAUCCCUGAGAAAGAGAGGCAGAGAGAGAAAAUCCUAUUGCCAGAUGGUAAUCAAGCAGGACCAUGAUGUUUCUCGGUUUUAUUUUAGAGACAGUGAACCUCCAAUAAUGGUUUGAAUGUCUAGAGGACAACUCUAGUCUUGUUUCAGAACCAAUUAUUGGAAGAUGGUUACUCUCUCUCUCUCUCUUUCUCUCCUUGUAACACGUCUCUUCACAUAGAGACAAUUCUAGUUUCAGCUUUGGGAUUGCAUCUUGGGAAGCAGUUGUUUCUUUAUAAAAUUAAAUUGUCUGGAUCAGGGAAAACAAAAGGCCUCGCUAAAUUAUUUUAAUAGGCACUUUGAAUAAUUUUGUAUGAAAACAUUUCUAUCAAGGGAAUUAUGGCAAAUGGACACUUCUUACAACCUCCUUCCUGUUUGGGGGAAGCUUGCUUGCUGCUGUGGCACCAUCACCCCUCCCCAUCCCCACCCCACCAUCAUGGCUGCAUAUGAUACAUUUCACCCUGACCUCAAGCUGAAUCAGGAUCUUUUGCCUUGCUGAUUUUGGUUCAAGAAAUAAAGAGUCAAAAGUGGUUUGUGCUUUUAA
This is a messenger RNA of Vombatus ursinus (common wombat), 2124 nucleotides long. RefSeq names its product autophagy related 4A cysteine peptidase (gene ATG4A). Lineage: Eukaryota; Metazoa; Chordata; Mammalia; Diprotodontia; Vombatidae. Bases 157 to 1407 code for a protein of 416 amino acids. Gene Ontology annotation, molecular function: protein-phosphatidylethanolamide deconjugating activity. The record is from RefSeq and is a predicted model, not a curated record. The transcript has 14 exons.